CACGACUUGUGUUUGGACGCAGGAGGCAGCAACACAACCGAGAGAAGUCUUCUGUUUGAGCUUGUUCCAGUCAACUGAAGGAAGAUGAGACUUUAUCUUCUGUCCUGUGUCUUUUGCCUUCUGGCUGCUAAAGCUUCCAGUCAGCCUUCGUAUUUGAACUGCAACAAUGAUGAUGAGGAAGGAAGUGGUACUAACUGUGUGGACAUCAAGGCAUUGCAGGAACGCCUUGCCAAGCUGGAGCUGGCUAUAAACUAUCCAUUUGUCCGGAGGGUUGGGCGGAAAUACUUUGUGUCCAACAAGAAAAGGGACCGUUUUCAGACGGCCGUGGAGUUCUGCUCCCAGCGAGGUUUGGAGCUGGCCCUGCCCCAGAACCAGGAGGAGAACAGCGCGCUCACUGAGGUGUUUGGAGAUGCGUUCAAAACAGUCUGGAUCAACGUCAGCCGGAAGAAGGCAGAGGGCAAUUUUAAAGUCGAUAUGAACAAUCGAACUCUGAUCUUUACCAAAUGGGGACGAGGGCAGCCAGACACGUCCAUCCGAGAUACUGGCUGCACCAUGGUGGGAGAAAAUGGGCUCUGGAAUGUGACGCAGGAAUGUUUCCUGAAUGCCUUCGUAGUUUGUCAAUUGUAAGAACCUAAUACUCUCUUGGGUUUUUUUGGGGGGCUUUUCCCAUGUUUCCUUUAAACAUUUUAUUGUUUGUAUCGUUGAAUACAUCUCUUCAACCUGAAGCAGCAGCAGCAGCAGCAGCAGAGCAACCUUUAAUGCUGAUUAGCAGUCCUCUUUAAAUAAACUAACUAAAUGUGCAAUGCUUUAUUGUCCGCUUGAUUUUUGGCACCCGCUUCAACAAGUUUGUUUUUUUUUGGUUAUUCUGAUUCUGAUAUUCGUAUCAAAAAUACUACCUGUUGAACAUAAGGGGUAUUGGAUCUGUGAGUAACGUUCUGUGCAACAUGCCCCCCCAUGUAGUUUUUAUAGCAUGCAAUGCCAACUCUACUUUCAUUUCUCUAUGAGCCAGAAGAGGAAGUUACACAAUACUGCAUGCAAAAUCCCCGUUCUGAGUCAGCGGCUGGAGAAGCGCUGGAAGUUGUUGACCCGAGAUAGCUAUCCAGCACUGACAUUAUGGUGACGAUAUAACAUUAGCUUAUACUGGAAAAUCCGUGCAGGAAAACUGCAGCGUGCUCAUUAUGCAAGGCUGCGGUUUCCAAAGGUGGCACGAAAAUGUAUAAAGAUUUCAUUUUCAUUUUAUUCUUUAUUUCAUUAAAAAAAAAAAAAAAAAUUCAACACAAAUACAAAUGUUCUUAAAUUGUGAAUGAAAAGAGAGCAGAAAGAAGAAGAAUCUUAUCUGAUCUGCCCCUUUUUCCAAGAAAUAACUUCACAAAUAACAAAUUAAAAAUACUAAUAAUAAAAAACAACAACUAAGUGAAUAAAAAAACUAAAAUAAAAUAAAAUUAAAAUAAAAUUACCGCCGCCUAUGGGUAUGUCAAUCAAACUCAACUAACAUAUUUCAUUAUAUUUACUUAACAUAUAG
This is a messenger RNA of Cololabis saira (Pacific saury), 1522 nucleotides long. RefSeq names its product mannose-binding protein C-like. Bases 85 to 627 code for a protein of 180 amino acids. The record is from RefSeq and is a predicted model, not a curated record. The transcript is spliced from 4 exons. Lineage: Eukaryota; Metazoa; Chordata; Actinopteri; Beloniformes; Belonidae.